AUGGCCAGUAUUAGAUCCGAUCAAUCUAGCUGUCGCUUCUCCAAGCGAAUCUCAUUCCGAUGGGUCACAGCGCCCGCUGAGGAAACAACCGAUACAGUCGUGAUGUCCGUGAAGAAUUGGUACAUUGAUCUGCGAAUCGAAACGGCAACCGGCAAAACAGACUGGGCGAUUGCUGGGGAGAGGAUUGUGGAAAGUCAAGAGCCGUUGCGGGUGACAUUCUCCCAUGAGCUUGAUUCUCACAACGCAUUUGAGACUGUUGAUUGUGGGACCUUUGUUCCCUUGCCGAAUGGCGAUGAUCUCGAGAUGGGGUCCAUGCCUCGCUAUGAUCUCCCCGGUGCACCUGUCAAGGAGUAUGAGGAGGUGUGGCGGGAGUUGCCAUUUAGAGAGGGCCCCGAGGGGCCUGCAAAAGGGCUUUCGUGGGUGCUGGAGUCGGACGAUGGAGAUUUUGGCAAUGGAGAAGGAGAAAUUACUGUUGAUAAGACUUUUCUCGGUCGCAUCUGGGGAACAUAUUUGGCACUGCGCCAGACGCAGGUUCAUACGCGACAGACGACUCCAUCUGGUGAGCUGGUUAUUAAGAAGUCCGGCGCUGAUGUCAGUGCUAGAAGGGAAGAAUGGGAAUCGGGGUGGAAGGAGAAGUAUUCGGUUGGCGAAGCUGCGGGUGCUUUGCCUUCCAUGAUGGUCGGGUUUGAAGGGGAGGGAGUGGGGUCUUGGAGAAUACCAGGGGAGAAGGUCCAUGUCCAAGGAAAGACGUAUGUCGUUCGAGCUUUCGAGGAAAUUUAA
Molecule: messenger RNA, 780 nt
Organism: Penicillium digitatum Pd1
Lineage: Eukaryota; Fungi; Ascomycota; Eurotiomycetes; Eurotiales; Aspergillaceae
Source: RefSeq, a predicted model, not a curated record